AUGGACCACAUUGUUGGACUCUUCCGACCUGACAGCGCUCUGGCACUUCCAGAAGUACCCUACUUGUGUAAACCUGAACACAUCAACAUCAAGCCGCUCUCCUUUUCAGACUACCCUGCUCAACUAGGGUUCGAUAAGCAGGCCAUACUCUUUGGUGACUAUUCUCAACAUUCGGUCUCGGAUAUAGCAUCCUUCUUGCAGACAUGGCUAUUCUUUGGUCUUUUGGAGGAAUUUAUUGGUUCUUCUAUUGAGCGAGAAGCCUUCCUGACUUCUAGUACACGCGGAUCCUUUAUCUCUACUCGGAAGGCACUGCCGCACUAUCUGAACACAUGGGGGAAGAGCAAGCCUAGUGCAAGGAGACAUCUCGACCGCGUUGAGGCUUGCGUGGCAGAAGUUCGCGCAUUUGUCCCAGCUCUGUUGGAUGGCGACUGCCCACUGCCGCCGCCGGCCGCCUUGUCGAUAUUGAUAUUAGGCGCAACUCUAGAAGCUGUGACGGUUCAGCAGUUUCCCGCGUUUCCGAUCAAGCGGUUCAGUCAACCAGCCAAGACUACUUGGGGUAUGCAUCAGCUGGUUGAGGAAUGGCUGUUGAAGGCCGGAUGGUGUGUGAAUGACAUCAAUCGAGCAGCGGAAACCCUGAGUCUACCGACCUUGGUCUUCGCGGCCAGUAUUGCCAGGAAGGAAGCUGUUUUGCCGGACACGCAUGCUUCCUGUUCUGUAGAUGCGUGUGUGGCUCGAGAUUUCAAGGACAAACCUUAUCAUACCCAGCAUGUUUACGGAUCGUCCUGCGGCUGUAGUGGACAUAUCGGAUGGAGCGAAGAGCAGAGUGCUCAGAUGAAGCAGAUAUUGGAGGACGGCGCAGUCCCUGUGGUGGUGAUCAACACCACCUCCGAUCAGCCAGGUGCCGCCUUGAGCAUUGAGGUUUUGCGGUCGGAUCAAACACGAUAUAUUGCAUUCUCGCACGUCUGGGCUGAUGGACUUGGAAACCAGGAGGGGAACUCGUUGCCAGCUUGCCAGCUGUUGAGACUGAGUAAACUCGCAUCGGACCUCGUCAGCAUCGAGAGCCGCGGGAAGAAAUCCUUCUUCAGCAAGUUCCAUUCGUCGAAACCAUUGGCCAUCUGGGUCGAUACUCUAUGCAUACCUCGAACCAAGCCACACAAGUCCCUCGCCAUUUCACGCAUGAAUCAAACGUAUGCCGAAGCAGCCAAGGUCUUGAUACUCGAUUCCGAACUCUACACUCAGUCUUUCACCCCCGAUCAGCCCGAGAUCAUCCUCUUCCUACUCCUGGCCUCAGGCUGGGCGCGACGAGUGUGGACCAUGCAGGAAGGAUCGUUGGGGUCUGACAAUCUCUACGUCCGCACGGCUGAUGACUUCGUGAACAUCUCCGCCCUUUCACGGCAGCUGGAGAAGAAGUGGGAGAAAAGCGACAUGGUCACCGACACGGUCUGGAUUGACGCAUCCAUCAUCGUCCAGGAGUUCAACUGGCUUCGACUUGCCCAUUCGAACAGCUACUGGCGCGACCGCGUGACCGCUGUCGCCGUGGCGUUGCACCUCCUCAACGGGCGAGCGUGCACCAAUGAUGGCGAUGCGUAUCUCUGCCUCGCGGGCAUGAUUGGACUUCCGCCUCCUGUGGUGCGAGAAGUCGCCGACACUCCGGUGAAGGAGAGGACGAUGGUCCUACUCCGAGAGCUGCGGUACGCGCCUCGCGGCAUCAUUUUCUCUCCAGGUCGGAAACUGCAGGUCGACGGGUACAGAUGGGCCUGCGAGUCAUUCUGGAAAACUCAGGCUUGGAAUGACGACCAGGUGGCCGAAGUCAAGGCGAUGAAAGAACUCAAUGGCGGCGUCGGGCUGAAUCUCGAGUACCAGGGCUUCUUGUUGAAACCGUUUAACUUGAACCUCUCCGGCCAAGCAGCAGCCAACCAUGGGUUUGUCUUUGAAUACAGCGCCGCCAAACUACAGUAUAAGGCCGUGUUCGACAAGUCGGCCGGGGAGAUCACCCAGAUCUUUGCCGGCUUGGCCUAUGACCCCGACAAAUCCCGGCUGGGGAUCCUUGUACCGGAACGAAACGUUGCGCGCCGUCCUAUGCGGGUUGCCUCGUAUCCUGCGGCCCUCGUGAUGCUGGUUGAUCGCAAGCGGUCGCUGCUCGAGAAAGCGGAUCCCUCCAGGCCGAUUGUGUGCAAAUAUGUCUGUCAAAUCACUCUGGCCGCAGCGACCGCCGGAGAUGUAGAGUCCGCAAAGAGCAAGGGAGAACUCGGGCAGGCCGAUCGUCCGAAUAUCCACAUGAAAUUCUUGGGAGCGGACGAGGGCGUCUCUUAUCAUUCCUUGCAUUGGUGCAUUGCCUGA
Messenger RNA from Capronia epimyces CBS 606.96, 2340 nucleotides. RefSeq lists its product as uncharacterized. The coding region runs from base 1 to 2340 and encodes 779 amino acids. Lineage: Eukaryota; Fungi; Ascomycota; Eurotiomycetes; Chaetothyriales; Herpotrichiellaceae. The transcript has a single exon. The record is from RefSeq and is a predicted model, not a curated record.